Molecule: messenger RNA, 1638 nt
Organism: Halichondria panicea
Lineage: Eukaryota; Metazoa; Porifera; Demospongiae; Suberitida; Halichondriidae
Exons: 4
Coding region: 90-1577 (495 amino acids)
Source: RefSeq, a predicted model, not a curated record
CAACCGGGCCUGGGAAUAGCCUCGAUUCCAGGCCGCCUUUCUCUCCGCAGUGCUACGCUGUGCCAAAAAGUGCACGUGACUGUUAGCCUAUGAGGCAUCUGUUACUAAUGGUUACAACGCCGGCAUACCUACUGUACACCUAUUUUCGGAACAAGCUUCUUGCCAGUACAGUUAAACCUGUUCUCACUGUUAUUUUCCCUGAUAAUCUGAUAAUGGCCAAGACAUUGAAAUCAACUCCUGAAGCCUCUAAAAGAGUGAUAAAACUGCGAAGUGGUGCACUCAAGUCCUCUCUCAGUGAUCCUCGACUUCUAGUGGCAAAUAAGAAAUCGAUCUAUUCACCCGAGCGACUUCAACAGCAGUCAACUGAGACGAAAAAUGUCAAGUACAUGUAUAAAGGUCCUCCUGGUACUCCUCCCACUCCGAACAAAAGAAUUAUUGACAUUGUUCAUAAGCUCAAGUCUUGUCCAAGAAACUGCCUCCUUCACCUGCACCAAAUACGAAAUGAGCUCCCAGCUGAACUGGACAAACUGACCACUACUCUUCAAAAAGCCAGCUCUGCAGUAAUCAACCUAAGCCCAAGACAGCUGUCUGUCGAGAACACCGAGAAAGCGGCAAAGCUGUUGUCACAUGGUCUGUCUCUGACUAGAAAAUUCCGCGGAGAACGAGCAAGUGGUGCUGCAUACAAGCGUGUUGGGAGAGUGAAAAGACUGCUUGUUGUGGGAGUGAGCGCGGCUGAAGCUCUCACUAAAGCACUCACAACAGAAGAGAUGGAGGAGAACAAUGAAACUUUACAAGUUACAGGACAGGAGCAAUUGAGUUUUCAGAAAACGAACGAUGACACUCGGCAGGCAAUCAGUGAGCUACUGUGGACAACAAGGAAGGAAGUGGAGGAGAAACAAAAAACUCUCUUGAAUUCCACAAAGAAUUCCACAAAGCUGCAAGGCAUUAAAAAGCCGUUGAAGAGCAUCCUAAAAAGCACGAAGAAGCUCACUAGCGCUGGCGUAUCUUCUCUAAUGGGAAAUCUGGUCUCUAUCAAUGCAAUUCUCAGACCUAAUGUACAGACCGAUGAUCUUAUAAGAUGCCUGGAUAGCUCAUUUAAAACUGUCAAGUACGAUUUCUCCAAGUCAAUGUAUACCGUUGCCAGUCAGCUAUCCAAAUCUUUCUUGACUGUGACUACUGCAACUGCUGACGAGAAGCAGACUUCCCACCAGGUCCUCACAGACGGAUCAGUGAGGUUUACACUUUUUCCUGGUCGCCUCACUAAAGUGCUUGAGGAGAGAAAGAAAAAUGGACAAUCAAUGAUUUUUGCCAAUACCCUAGACAAAGGAAAAUGCGAUAACCCAACCUGUUUUAUUAAGAAAGGCAGGCUGACAAGCUUGGUUCAAAACAAAGAAAUUGUUUGUACUGCUGCCAAACGAUUUGCAGAGAAGAUAAGACAAUCUCUUCAUGAUCGUUCAGUGCCGACCAAGUCCACGGGUUGUGACGUCUACAGAGUAACACUCGACAUAGACUGUGCCAGUAGCACGAAACACAGAACUGAUCAUGACUUACAUGAACUAAAAUGUGUGUAUAUAUAGUACGUGUGUGUUGUGUAUAACUGUUUUCUGUACUCGUAUAAUUUCUUAUUUUGUAAAAUUA